Molecule: messenger RNA, 1227 nt
Organism: Phycodurus eques (leafy seadragon)
Lineage: Eukaryota; Metazoa; Chordata; Actinopteri; Syngnathiformes; Syngnathidae
Gene: dnajb14
Product: DnaJ heat shock protein family (Hsp40) member B14
Exons: 8
Coding region: 32-1174 (380 amino acids)
Biological process (GO): cellular response to misfolded protein
Cellular component (GO): endoplasmic reticulum membrane
Molecular function (GO): Hsp70 protein binding
Source: RefSeq, a predicted model, not a curated record
AGAGGAGGGAGGAGGAGGAGGAGGAAAGAAGAUGGAAGGGAACCGAGACGAGGCUGAGAAAUGUAUUAACAUUGCGUCGAAAGCCAUCGAGGUUGGGGACAAGGAGAAGGCGCUGAAGUUCCUCCACAAAGCGGAGAAGCUCUUCCCGACAGGGAGAGCCAAAGUCUUGUUGGAAGCGCUAACCAGGAACGGGAGUUCUGCGGCUAAAGGUGCACAUCGCAGGCGGCAAGCGCACAAUGCGGAAGACGGUGGCGCACAGGCGGCGGGGGAACGUGCAGAGUCCAGGGGAGCAGGAUCGUCCAAGGUGUUCACGCAGGAGCAGGUGGAAGGCGUCCAAAGAAUAAAGCGCUGUAAAGACUACUAUGAAGUGCUCGGUGUAAACAAAGAAGCCAGUGAGGAUGAGCUGAAGAAGGCGUACAGGAAACUGGCCCUCAAGUUUCACCCGGACAAGAACCACGGUCCUGGAGCAACAGACGCCUUCAAAAAGAUCGGUAACGCGUACGCGGUGCUGAGCAACCCGACCAAACGGCGGCAGUAUGAUCUCACGGGAGGCGAAGAGCCGAGCGGACCGGGUCACGCGCAUGGCGGUGGCAAUGGCUUUGACUUCCACAGAGGGUUCGAGGCGGACAUCACGCCUGAAGACCUCUUCAACAUGUUCUUUGGAGGCGGCUUCCCCUCCUCAAGCGCACAGUCGUUCACCAACGGCAGGACGAGUUACAGCCAUCACGGCGAUUACCGACAGGAGAGGACUGACGAAAGAGGAGACGGUGGUUUCUCCAUGUUUAUUCAGCUGAUGCCCAUCGUGGUCCUGAUCUUAGUGUCGAUACUGAGCCAGAUGAUGGUUUCUCCACCUCCCUACAGCCUCUACUCUCGACCGUCCACGGGUCAGACGGUGAAGCGGCAAACGGAAAACCUGCACGUGGAUUACUAUGUCACCAGAGACUUCAAGUCGGAGUACAAGGCGGCGGCGCUGCACCAGAUCGAGAAAAACGUAGAGGAAGACUAUGUGUCAAAUGUCAGGAAUAACUGCUGGAAGGAGAGACAGACAAAAACGGACCUGCUGUACGCUGCCAAGGUGUACCGGGACGACCGCAUGCGCAAGAAGGCCGAGCAUAUGACCAUGGACAACUGCAAAGAGAUGGACAGACUAAAUAACCUCUUUCGAGGUGGAUGACUUGCUUAGACACUGUUAGAUGUUAUAAUGUAUAUGAAUAGAUGUGUGUAUGU